CGUACGUCCGGAACAUUGAUAUCGAAACCGAGUUCGGAGACGCAUUUCUAACUUCUUUGGUUUUAUUUGCUCAAAUUGUUGUGUCAUUUCUCUACGAUCAUUAUAAAUUGUGUCUGAUACGGUAAACGUUGAUUUUGUCAACAAGGUAAACAACCCCCCAGCAGCUAAGAUGUCGCGACUUUACCCCACGCUCGAGGACAUGGCUGUCGACAAGAUGCAGCAAGCCCAGAUGCAUGCUAACCAGGCAUACCAGGAGCAGGCGGCCGCCCACGCUCAAGCCGCCCUGCAAGACGGCAGCGCCCAGGUGGUGCCCCCUGCUUAUGGCACGGUGGCGACGGCGGCGCCCUCUGCGGUGCUCUACCCGUCGCUCGACGACUUCAUGGGCCUCGUCUUCACCGAUCCCGAGGUGCAGCGCAACCUGGUGGCGAUCCCGCAGAUGCAGCAGCAGGUCGCGGUUGCCACGGUGCCCGGCGCCGGGGGCAUGGUGGCGCCGCUGAGCGGCGGGAGCGUCGGGCUGCAGCGCGCCGAGGUGACGCACGGCAUCCGCGAGGUCGUGCUCUGCAAGGACGCGAAGGGUCUCGUCGGGCUUCGCGUGCGCGCCGUCAACAAGGGCGUGUUCGUCUCGCUCGUGCACGCCGGCACGCCCGCGGCGCUCGCCGGCCUCCGAUUCGGCGACCAGAUCCUGCAGCUGAACGGGCAGAACUGCGCCGGCUGGGACACCGACAAGGCGAUGGGCGCGUUCAAGAAGGCCGGCGGCGAGCGCAUCGCGCUGGCGGUGCGCGACCGGCCGUUCGAGCGCACGAUCACGAUGCACAAGGACAGCACGAACCACAUCGGCUUCGUCGUGAAGAACGGCAAGAUCACGGCGAUCACGAAGGACUCGUCCGCGGCGCGUAACGGCGUGCUCACCGAGCACAACCUGCUCGAGGUGAACGGCCAGAAUGUCGUCGGCAUGAAGGACAAGGAGAUCUCGCGCGCGAUCGACGUGGGAGAGCGCUCCGUCACCAUAACGAUCAUGCCCAGCUUCCUCUACGAGCACAUGAUGAAGUGCAUUAGCUCAAGCCUCGUGUCGAAGGUGAUGGAUCACUCCAUACCGGACGUGUGAGCGACGCGGCGGCGGCGGCGGCGACGAUGGCGACGGCGAAGACAGUGGAGACGAUGAUUGAGGCGUUAAAUUCUUGUACAUUUAUCACUAUUUUUUGCAUAUAUUCAAAGCUUUGUCCUACAGAACGUGCAUGUUGCUGUUUGUGAGGGGUUGAGAUGUUUGGGCGGACGAUGCUUGAGAGUGGGAUGUGCUAUUUUUCGGCAUAUGUUUCAUCCCGUGAAGUGUGAUCGUAAAUAAAUCACAGGUUGCUGGUUUUCAGUGUUGGGCACCGAGUGUGGUGGAGACAUGUUAGCCCUAGGAUAUUGUUAACCCGUCUAUCAUAACUGUCAUUCACUGUUAACAGCUGUUUAAACUUUGUGUUUAAAAUUGUAUACCAAUAUUGUCCCGCUUUGUGCUUAGGCGAGAAUAUGUGAUGAAUCUUUGAGCUACAGUCCUGAGGUAAAUUUGGUGUAAUUCUGACAUUAGCUUAUUGAUAUCAAAUUAAGCUUACUACGUGAUUCUUGUGCAUAAAUAUGUUAUUGCCAUUGCGUAAUCUUGCCAUCCACACAUAACUGUGUAACGGAGCAUAUAUGUAUUUGCGAUGUUGAUAGGCAGAAUGAAGGCUCUAGGCACACCUUGUGAACUUUGGACGGCACUCGAUCACGUCGAGUGCACGUUACUCAUGCACUGAUCAGUUCCGUAUUGCUUCCGGUUAUUAUGCAUGGCGGCCACGCUUUAUUAUUAGUUAUUUUUAAUUGAGUAAUUAUAUGCAGGCUUGUAGUGCUUUCUUUUCUAGAAUUUUAUUCCCCAUCAACUCUAUUGUAUUACGCAGGGAUAUAGAGGAGCCUGUAUGACAGUCCAAUGUUUUCCAAUCAGUAUAUUUGAUGUUUACUAUUUUUGUAUGAAAUGCACGUGUCUUUUUUCUCUGAGGCUCAGUCAGUUUUUGUCAGUUGAUGAGUGGAUACAUGCACUCAGUAAAAUUGUUUUGUUGUAUAAUGUGCAGACCUAUAUCAGUAAAUAUCUAUCAUAUGUGUAAUAUAUAGAUGAAUAUAAUAGACUAUCAAAGUACCUAA
Priapulus caudatus is the source of this 2157-nucleotide messenger RNA. RefSeq names its product syntenin-1-like. Gene Ontology annotation, cellular component: plasma membrane; cytoplasm. The transcript has 2 exons. Gene Ontology annotation, molecular function: protein binding. The record is from RefSeq and is a predicted model, not a curated record. Lineage: Eukaryota; Metazoa; Priapulida; Priapulimorpha; Priapulimorphida; Priapulidae. The coding region runs from base 170 to 1105 and encodes 311 amino acids.